UCUAGGUUGUUAGCACUUAGCAACAUUGGUGAGAUUCAUGAAUUCUCCUAUGCCUUGAUAUAUACAUAUAUAGCCAUUUCCAGAAGAGGAAGGCAAAUCAGUGAUUCAAUUCAACAUUUUCAAUUUCAAGACCUUUCUCUUCUCUCGAGGAAAAAAAUGGCAGCCUCUGUAUUAAAUAAAAAAUCCCACAACCAUGUUCGUUCUAAUAGUUUGCCAUCAAAACCCCAUCCUUUAAUUCUACAAUGCCAUGAACACUUUUCUCAUUUUGGGGCCACAGAUGCCACUCUUUCUUCUUCAUUGCUCAGCUUGAAGCUCAAUAACCUUCAGGACUUGCAUGAUUCUAUUGAGAAAUUAGUCCAACUUCCCCUUACACAAGAAGCACUUGUCCGGGAACAUCAAGAGAAAUGGGUAGAUGAGCUAUUGGAUGGAUCUCUAAGGGUCCUAGACGCAUGCACAUCAGCAAAAGAUGCCUUGCUGCACACGAAAGAAUGCACCCGGGAACUUCAAUCAAUUAUAAGAAGAAGAAGAGGAGGAAAUGAUGUGGAACUCGCAACUGAGGUUAAGAAAUUCUUGACCUCAAGAAAGGUGGUGAGAAAAGCAAUCUUCAAAGCCCUAGAGAGUCUAAAGGGAGUUGCUGCAAACAAAUGUUGUCGACUUGACACAAACAAAGAUCAUCAAACCAUGACCUUGGUUAGCUUGUUAAAGGAAGGUGAAGUGGUUACUCUUUCAACAUUUGAGUCUUUGUUGAACUUCAUUUCAGGUUCAACACAAUCAAAGCCAAGCAGGUGGUCUUUGGUUUCAAAGCUAAUGCACAGCAAAAGAGUAGUUUCUGCACAAGGAGUUGAAGAUGAGAAUGAGUUUGAAAAAGUUGAUUCCGCAUUGCAGUUCUUUGUAUUUAACAUGACAAGCAAGUCAAACAACAUCAAUGAUUUGCAAAAUAAGUUGGAAAAAUUGGAGUCUUGCAUCCAAGAUCUUGAAGAAGGACUUGAGUUUCUUUUCAGGCGUUUGAUCAAAAUUAGAGUUGCCUUUCUCAACAUCCUCAAUUACUACCUCCCCAGUGCAGAACAGAGUUUAAUGCAGGCUUCUUGUUUUGUUUUCUAUGCUCCAAUUGCCAAUGGCUCAGCAGGCCCUUGCAAGAGAAUGCAGCGACAAGUCUGUGAUGAACUGCUUGAUAUUUCUUUGAGGAUCUUGGAUAUCUGCAGCAGCGUUGGAGAUUUCCUAAUUCAAUCAAAAGCAGGCAAGCAUGAACUUCACUCAACCAUUCGUAGAAGUAGAGUUGCAGAUAAUGGAAUCACAAUUGAGGGAGAAAAUUACUUGGCUUCAAGGAAGAAGAUGAAGAAGGCAAUCCAAAAGGCCUUUGUAAAUGUCAAAAGGACAAAAAAUAUUUGUUCUUCAACCAUAGAAAACGAGGAGCUGGUCUUGCUUAGAAUGUUAAAAGAAGCAGAAGUAGUCACAGUGAGGACUUUAGAAUCUUUGUUGCACUUCAUCUCUCAUCCAAAAGGGCGAUCAAAGCAAAGCAGAUGGGGAACAAUCUCUAAGUUGAUUCAGCAAAAAAGAGUAGUUUGUGAUUCUCAAGAAUCAAUCACGAACGAAUUUGUUGAGGUAGAUGCAGCUUUGAAGUCUCUCAUCAGUCACAAGUCUACAUCUACCGACAAUUUCCAAUGCAAUUUAGAAAAUUUGGAGAUUUGCAUUCAUGAUCUAGAAAUAGGAGUUGAGAAUCUCUCAAGGCAACUUAUCAGAAAUAGAGUUUCUCUUCUCAAUAUCUUCAAUCACUAGUAUGAAAAAAAAUAUAUUAAGAAUAACCUUUGACAACCAAAUCCAAA
This is a messenger RNA of Prosopis cineraria, 1823 nucleotides long. RefSeq lists its product as uncharacterized. The record is from RefSeq and is a predicted model, not a curated record. Bases 157 to 1776 code for a protein of 539 amino acids. Gene Ontology annotation, biological process: root development; shoot system development. The transcript has 3 exons. NCBI's taxonomy places the organism in Eukaryota, Viridiplantae, Streptophyta, Magnoliopsida, Fabales, Fabaceae.